AUGGGAACGCAGAAAGCUGAUGUGUACUGGAGGCAGAAGACACAGCUGGUACGAGAUUGGGGGCGGCAACGAAGAUGGCAGCAGGCUGCCGCCCUUUUUCUUGCGGAGUGGGACACGAAGAAAGGGCUGCCCGACCUCCGCGCCUGCAAUGCUUGUGCUCAGAUCUUUGCCCGCAGCGGUCGCUGGGAGGAGAUCCUUCAGCUGUUUGCGUGCAUGGAAUACGCCAGCUUGUCGCCUGAUGCGAUCACAGCAACGGCCGCAGUAGGUGCUCUCGGAAAAUCUGCGAGGUGGCAAUUGGCAUUCUGGCUUCUCGACGACCUGCAGCAGGGGCGCCUGGCCGCGGAUUCCUGGCUUCUGGCCGCAGCUUCGGCAGCUGCCGCAGCUUCCGGGGCCUGGGAGGCUUCCUUGGUAUUUAUUGACGAAGGUGCAGAAGUCGUCACGUACAGUUCAGUUAUCACCGCUUGCGAGCGAGGGGGUCAGUGGCAGCGAGCACUGCUCCUCUUCCAUCAGAUGAAGGUCGAGGGCGUGGAAGCAAAUGUCGUCACCUACAAUACCGCCAUGACGGCCUGCGAGAGGGGCAGUCAUUGGCCGGGCUCUUUGGAGCUGUUUGCAGAGAUGGAGGAGCACAAGCUUUUGCCCACCGUUGUGUCUUUCGGAGCUGCCAUCAAUGCUUGUGGCCAGGGGCAGUCGUGGGAGAAAGUCCUCGGCUUCCUCGCGAAGAUGCGAGCCAGCGACCUUCGAGCGAAUCGCGUCAUUUACACCGGGUCUAUGGAUGCCUUGAGCUCGGCAAGUCAGUGGCAGCUGGCUUUGCUUCUUUGGGAUGAUCUCCGCAACGACCCGGCUAAUCAAGCUGAUGCCGCCUCUUACAGCACUGCCAUGGGUGCUUGGGCCUGUGGCGCGCACUGGCAGCAGGCUCUAUCGCUGCUACAUGUGCUGGAUGCUCGCGGAGGGAUCGAUGCCGCAGCGCAAGUCUCCGCUCUGGGUGCGUUGGCAGCCGCUCAGCAGUGGGAGGUGUCUGUGUGCUUGCUGUGCAAUGUCGAGAAGCCGCCGCGGGCUGCGGUGGUAGCAGCUGCCGGGCUGAGUGCCGUAGCAGCCGCGCAGAGAUGGGAGGUGGUGCUGCGGCUAUUGGAGGACGAGACCCUCCAGUGUGCGGAUGAUGCCGUUGCAUACGGUGUGGCCAUGACAUCCUGCGGCCGUGCAGGUAGAUGGGAAUGGUCAUUGGAGCUCCUCCGACGUCUCAAGGUGGCAAGCAUUCGGUCUAACACCGUGAUCUUCAAUGCAGCGAUCGCCAGCUGCGAUGCCAGCGCAGAGUGGCAGCGAGCGCUUUCAAUGCUGGAAGACAUGAGGCAUGCGGAAGUCUCGGCCGACGUGGUGAGCUACGGCACCGCCAUCAGUGCAUGCGAGAAGUGCAAGAAGUGGCGACACGGCCUGGCACUACUGGACGAAUUGCGUGGACAAGAUCUGGCGGCCAACGUGGUGGCCCUGAGCGCGGCCAUCGGCUCAUGCGGCGAGGCCCAAUGGAGGCGCACGCUCGUGCUUCUCAAGGCAAUGCUGGACGAGCACUUGCAGCCGAACGAGGAAGCAAUGACGGACACCAGUCCCGAUCAAUCCAUCGUCCAGGCUGUCAUGGGAAUGUCAUCGGUGUUUCUCUACUUGAGCUGCCUGUGCCUUUUUUUCAUGGGACAGAAAGACGUCUCCCGACCCUACAACAUGAUAGCGUGCUUGGUGACCUUCAUCGCGGGCUCGGCCUACUUGGGCAUGUCCAACGGACUCUUCGUACAUAUGGUGGAUGGCAGGCACGUCUACUGCCUUCGGUAUGUGGACUGGUGCUUUACAACUGCUUUAAUGCUGUUGGACCUGGCGCUUAUGCGAGGUGCCGACAUGAAGGCAACUGCUGCAUUGAUCGGCAUCGACGUUGCUAUGAUUUUGAUGGCGCUGAUGGCCGCUCUCAGCACAUCGAACGCAGGAAAGUGGGGCUUUUUUGGCAUGGGCACCGUCUGCUUUGCCGGGAUGGUGGCCUUUCUGUUCACCGUGCUCCAGCGCGCAGCUGAGGAGCGAGGUGGAGAGGCGGAGGGGAAGUUCAAGUUUGUGGCCUCCCGGACCAUUACUGGAAGUCGUCGGGUACUCUGUGGCCGACGUUUUGGCAAAGUCGGGCAUACCGAUGAUGAUCUGGAUCUGGUCAAUCUUCGAAACCAAGGCCGCGAGCUUGCCCACGAUUCUCGAGAACGAGAAGGAGACCCUGGCCGCAGUCCAAGAGUGACAGUGACGAGGGCUCCGUGA
Messenger RNA from Symbiodinium sp. CCMP2592, 2280 nucleotides. The record is from the annotation of a GenBank genome assembly. NCBI's taxonomy places the organism in Eukaryota, Dinophyceae, Suessiales, Symbiodiniaceae.